Messenger RNA from Chenopodium quinoa (quinoa), 1826 nucleotides. RefSeq names its product beta-glucuronosyltransferase GlcAT14A-like. Gene Ontology annotation, cellular component: membrane. NCBI's taxonomy places the organism in Eukaryota, Viridiplantae, Streptophyta, Magnoliopsida, Caryophyllales, Amaranthaceae. The transcript has 4 exons. The record is from RefSeq and is a predicted model, not a curated record. The coding region runs from base 401 to 1720 and encodes 439 amino acids. Gene Ontology annotation, molecular function: glucuronosyltransferase activity.
AAAGUGAAUCAUUAUUUUACUGAUUUCCCAGCUUGGAGAAACUUUUCCAGAAAAAGAAGAAAGAAGCAAAGGACAUCCUUCUUCUUCCCUACUAUUUGACCCUAAAAUGAAGUUCAAAGUGAGAGAAAAGGAUUUGGGCCAUAUUCAAACUUUUCCAGAAAUUCAAUUCUAUCACUAACUAGGUAAAUAAUCGUUGUCUUCAAUUCUUUCAUUGGUGUAACUCUUUCAAUUUUUCUUUUGAUUUUUAGUGUUUUUUUUUUUAGAUUGGAAAAUUCAAAUUAGUUUUUUAGAUUUGGGAAUUUCAGUUGAAUCCACGGAAAUCCCAUUUGAUAAGCUUCUGUAAAUUUGAAGAAAUUUUGUCAAUAUUUUGUAUUUGUUGAAUUUAUGGUUACCUAGUUUAAUGGCUAUGAGGAAGAAUGUGAAUCCUCAUUCAAGCAGGUUUUUUAGUGAUAGGAAAUGGAUUAUACCGUUCUUCGCGAGUUUACUCGUAUCGAUUACUCUUUUGUUAGCUAGUAUUUUUGGAAUGUAUUCGCCGAAUGUUGAUGAGGAUGUAUCACAAUUUGAUGGUAUGGAAGUUGGUAAGAAGUCUGAGGAGUGGACUGAUUAUUUUGUUGAAGAUAAUAUCAAGAGAUCAUUAUUAUUGAGUGGGAAUUCGAAGAAUGAACCACCUCGAUUCGCUUAUCUAAUAUCGGGUACUAAAGGUGAUAGUCAGAGAAUCAUGAGAGUAUUGCAAUCUGUUUACCAUCCGCGAAAUCAGUAUAUUUUGCAUAUGGAUUUUGAAGCUCCACCUAGGGAAAGAUUAGAUUUGACAAUGUCUGUUAAAAGUGAUCCUACAUUUCAUCAAGUGGAGAAUGUUCGAGUGAUGGAUAAAUCGAAUUUGGUGACUUAUAAAGGACCAACAAUGAUUGCUUGCACUCUGCAAGCUAUAGCCAUUUUGCUAAGGGAAAGUUUGAACUGGGAUUGGUUUAUUAACCUCAGCGCCUCAGAUUAUCCUCUAAUGACGCAAGAUGAUAUGCUUCAUGUUUUCUCCAACUUGUCACGGAAUCUGAACUUUAUUGAGCAUAUGCAGAUGGUAAAUGGGUGGAAACUGAGCCAGAGGGCGAGGCCUAUUGUUGUAGAUCCUGGCCUCUACUUGUCCAAAAAGUCUGAUCUUCUUAUGACUACCCAGCGCCGAUCACUUCCUACUGCUUUUAAGUUAUUUACUGGUUCAGCAUGGGUAGUUGUGACUCGAUCUUUUGUGGAAUAUUGUAUAUGGGGAUGGGACAAUUUCCCUAGAACAGUUUUAAUGUAUUUCACUAAUUUUAUGUCUUCUCCUGAAAGUUAUUUUCAUACUGUAAUUUGUAACAAUGAGGAUUUCCGUAGUACAGCAAUAGGUCAUGAUCUUCAUUAUAUUGCAUGGGACAAUCCACCAAAACAACACCCUCGCAUUUUGUCCAUGAAGGACUUUGAUAAGAUGGUAAAAAGUGGUGCACUAUUUGCCCGCAAAUUUGCGAGAAAUGACCCUGUUUUGGACGAGAUUGAUAAAGAGCUUUUAGGUCGCACAAACAGAUUUCCCCCUGGUGCAUGGUGUAUCGGAAACUCUUCUGGUGGGGUUGACCCCUGCUCAUUGCGGGGUAACUAUUCUGAUUUUAAGCCAGGCCCUGGUGCUGCAAGGCUUCAGGAGCUUAUGAACACAUUAACGUCUGAUGAAUUUCAGAGUAAGCAAUGUUCUUCAAAGUAAUGAAGGCAUUCUCUGUAAAGUUUUUGUAAUUUGUAUCAUACACAUUCCAGAAGAAUUCUGGUUGAGUGAGCAACAAAGGUAUACAAGAUCAUCUUGUUUCUUGGAA